AAGUAACAAGAACAGUGUCACUAGAAUGUAGAGCCAGCAUAUAUUGUGCAAGGAAGAAUGGGGGAAAAGGACUCGUCUCCUUUUAGAAUCUCUGUAUAUCAGAAUGUGUAAGCGGGGCCAGUGAUAUGAUCAAAGGAGAUUGAGACUACGGCAGGCUCUUGGACUGGUAUCCUGUAAAAUCCAUAUCACUACAGCACAGGAAAAAUCAGAAGGAACAGCUUCUGUUCUGUGCAUGAAGAUGCUGGAGAGCUAUCCGAUCCUUUUGUCCAUAGUUACCAGCCUGCUCUUCAUCGUGCUGCUGCUUGCAGUGCUCAUCAGAAACAACGGCUGGGCAGCCAUUCUGUGGAAUGAAAUCAUCGUGCAGAAAAUAAACAAUUUCAUCAUGGGUCAGAGCAAAGAAGAGAGGAUUUUAAACUUCGUGCUGCAGAAUGCAGUCAGAGGAGACCCCCAGAGUGUAGUGGACACCAUAGAUAAGUACUGCUCUCAGAAGGAGUGGGCCAUGAAUGUGGGGGCUGAAAAAGGUUUGAUUCUAGAUAAGAUACUGGAGGAGACAAAGCCAUCAGUCUUGCUGGAGCUAGGGACGUACUGUGGCUAUUCAGCUGUGAGGAUUGCUCGGCUGUUAAAGCCCAGCGCUCGCUUACUGACCAUUGAGUUCAACCCUGACUUUGCUGCUAUUGCCAGACAGAUGAUUGAGUUUGCUGGAGUGCAAGAUAAGGUGAAAAUUGUAGAAGGCUCUUCGGAGAUAAUUAUCCCACAGCUGAAGAAAAAGCAUGAAGUGGACACACUGGAUUUCGUCUUUCUCGACCAUUGGAAAGACAGAUACCUGCCAGACACAAUCCUGCUGCUUGACCAUGGCUUGCUGAGAAAGGGAUCUGUUAUCCUGGCUGACAACGUCAUUGUCCCUGGGGCUCCAGAGUUCAUUAAGUACAUCCGCAAUAACAACAGGUUUGAAUGUACCAACUAUCCCUCGUACGUGGAAUACAUGAAAGUGAAGGAUGCCAUGGAAAAGGCCGUGUUUGUGGGAUAAAGGGCGUCACUGGUAUCUAACUGUUGUUUCAAGUGUUGUAAAUGCAACUGCACAGGUUAACUCUGUCUGUGCUUUAUGUUUAGCUUUCUGUACUUUUGGGGCUGUAAUUAAAGCAAGCUAUAAUGAAGAAGAUGGGUUUAGAGAAGAGGGAAACCAAGGACUAGCGAACAUGUGCACAAGUAGGGUAGCCAGCCAAAGAUUAGAGGGAGAGGCCUGUUUUUUUCCUCUUUUCAGAUGGCUAUCUGCAUCCAAGAGGAUAUCCACUCCCUUAAGAUGAUCUGCUCCUUGCCAAACAGCAAAACCAGUCAGUUUACUUUGAGUUCAAACCUUACUAGCCAAGAGUGAAACAGCCUCUCAGCUUCGCUGUGAUUUUCUGUGUCCUUAAGCCAAAACAGACUAAUUGCUUCUAAGAGAGAGAGAGACACAGUUUGCAGGGAAGGAAUAUUUCAGCAGCUCUGAUUUGGCUAAAUAACUGGCAAUGCACAGCAGUGAAGAAUCCGUCAGUUACAUCGUACACAUUCCUCGCUAGCUACUAGUAAAAAUUCCUUAUGUUCUGUGCUGGAGAAACAAACCAAAACACAGUUUGACAGUAGGAGA
Messenger RNA from Gopherus flavomarginatus (Mexican gopher tortoise), 1624 nucleotides. It is a transcript of the gene COMT, whose product is annotated as catechol-O-methyltransferase. The transcript has 5 exons. Lineage: Eukaryota; Metazoa; Chordata; Testudines; Testudinidae. The record is from RefSeq and is a predicted model, not a curated record. Gene Ontology annotation, cellular component: dendrite; axon; membrane. Gene Ontology annotation, biological process: developmental process; catecholamine catabolic process; dopamine metabolic process. Gene Ontology annotation, molecular function: catechol O-methyltransferase activity; magnesium ion binding. Bases 233 to 1027 code for a protein of 264 amino acids.